GACCAAGAUAACUCACAGUUUGUUUAAGUUCUUGCCCUUUUGACCGGCGCGGGUGAACAGUGUUUUCUUAACGCCCGCGAAAAUAUGGAAAUUACGCAAUUAAAGCUUCUAUUAGGGAAAAAAUAAGUGCGCGUGGACUUUCAUUGCAUUAACACCUCGUAAAAAAGGCUGACUAUUCUGAAGAAAUAUACUAAAUUAAACGAAGCAAAACUGCAUCUCUUAGAAUUGAAUUUCAAAUGAUUUGCAGAGGCGAAUUGCAUUGUGACCUUAAAUUUUGGUUGUCGAUCCGUCUGAUGAAACUGUAUGCAACUUCAGUAAUUUUAGAGUUGAGAUAUCCGUAAACUGUAGAACUUGCUUAAUUUCUAUCGAGAGCCAUUCUUGUUUCACAGCGUCGGUUUGAACGAACAAUAGUACUAAAACAAACAAAUUCAGGCACGAAAAAUAAACUAUUUCUCUUGAAAAUGGCGCGGUUAAUUAGGAUAGCUGUCCGUGUUGUUUUAUUAGCGUCCAACAAACUUAUUUACCUAGACAUUUCAAGUUUUUAAAGCAAUAUCAGCUUAUCUGGCUUAAUUAAAUGUCCCAUCAGUAUUAACGGAGCCUCCUUUACUAAAUUACUUGAAAUGAGCAUGGCACGGAGCGUAAAUUGCCUUUGUAAAAGUGCUAAAACAAAACCUAUAAUUCGUUUAAAAGAUCCCCUCAAAAAAACAAGUAAAAUUAAUUUUAAAAAGUUCGUAGUAUCACUUAUGAAAUGCUUUACACACAACGAAGUACUUUCUCUUCAUAUCGAAAUUUCAAAGUAGUGUUACGUAUAUUGAUCGGCGUUUUCGAAUGUGUAGUUUGCCCUGUUUUCAACAAUACUGUACGCUUUAAAACAAUAUUCGUUAGCUUAUCUGAGCCGCUAUUUUGCGAGGGGCUGUCUUUUAUAAAUGUACCUGUAUGACUCGUGAUCUUAGCUUAAGAGAAACACCUGAUUCUUUGUCCAAAUUCGUCCCCUGAUCAGCGCCACCUGCGUCCCUAAAACUGUUUAAACUCGAGCUGAAUGGGCAUUCGGUGAUCGUAAUUAAGUUGGCAAGCCAGUGUUAUGCUAAUGAACAAGAUUGGCGCCUCGUGCGGCCCAUUCAACUGUGUCAAGGUCCAUUGAAGCGUACACACAAUAGUAAACGUCACAAAGAAGACGUUGGAAACAACACUGGCUGUACUCUGUUGGAUUGUCAAAACAGCCCCAAGCUCUUUAGCAGUGAAACGCAAGUUCGUGCGCUGAGAACCGCCAGAAAGCCACUUUUUCGCAACUAAUUGAGCUAGGCCGCUUAGAAACCGUUCAAAUCACCUCGGAGGAACGUUUCAAGGCAAGAGAGGCAGUAUUUGGAGAGCAAAAGCUUGAAAAUCCGUUUUCCCGCCUUUUUUCAAUUACUCAGCAAGAUUUUACUACGAAGGAAGUAGGGGAAAGUAGAUCUGUUCGCAUUGAUAGACGCGUGGCCAGUGAGUCGUGAACAACAAGAACAUGCCUUCAGCGAAGAGUCCACGAUCUACGCCGUCCCACUCGGUCGAUCAGAAACUGCUCCGUACCAAAGAGGUUGUGAUUCACCGAAGUUCUAAGAAGAACAACAGUUGUCAAUGUUGCGGAAAGCGGCUUGUAGCUCUGCCGCUACUUGGGUUCACGAUAUUUUCCAUAGGUUGCCUCCUCGGAAUUGGCUACUUUAGCAUCCAUCGAGUAACGUCGUCCGCCUACCACACAGAAGGGCUCAUACCGUCCUACAUAACAGGAGCUGUGCUGGGUGUAGUUGGCUUACAACUGAUGCUCCUGUGCAAGCCACGGUCAAAAGUACUGAUCGUUUCUGCGAUCAUUUUCACUGUUGCCGCGGGGUUGCUUUGUUUCGCUGGAGCGCUGUAUACUGGAACUGAAAUAGCGCCGCUCCUUGCCAAGAUGGACAGCUGUCAAUAUUUUCCUGUUGAGAACUCAUGCAAGUGCUUUCAUCAGACUGAGCUGCGACAAGUGUCAAUCAUCUUCAGAGACACCGCCAAUUGCAACGGAAUCCAGAAGAAGCUCCGAGACCUUGUGUACGGCAUGAGCGGUGUGUACAGUGGAGGACUGGUCGCCUGCAUUGUGGCUGCUGUCAUGGAGACACUGCUGUUGUGUCGAAAAAGAAAGUCUAAGGCUACGCUCCACUCCAGAUCGGACGGCGAUGGCAAAUGCACUGUGAAUUCGCGCCAGUCUCAAACGUCGCAAACAGACCUCAGCGUCAUCGAAGAAGAAGACGUUGAACUCGGAGCUGCAGAAGUACAACGUUCCACCAUCGACACACAAACCAGUCAAUCACCGACGAACUUUGCUCGAGAAGUGCCUUGCUCUCAUUACGUGGUGGAUAUGAGCAUACCGCGAAGAGACUAUGUCAUCAAUUACAAUUCAAACUCCAGGCAUGACCCACCCCCUCCGUACACCGAGUAGAAUUGUGGUUUGGAUGGCUGACAGGAAACUAGAGGACCUCCGAGCAAAACGGGAGAAUUAAUUAAACAAAGUUGUCCUGUUCUUGAGAAAACUAUCCUUGGCUAAUUGAAGCAAAUAUUAUCUCAGCAAACCUCUCAAGUUGAAGAUGACUCAGUGAUAAAGCGGUAUUGAGUACCGUCUAUGUCUGAUCUGAAGCUACCUCCAGCAUUCGCCUGAACAUAGGUAAUGGCCAUAGAAUGUAAGCGUCUCACUUGCGAAAGAAAAGAGAAAAACAGUAUAUGCUAGAUAAAAAGCGCCAUCUGUGAACAGAGGCAAGACCCAUAUUGAGAAACUCCGAGAGCUCCAUAACGUAGCCUAAAAUAUAAUUCUAAUCAAUUGAGCUAAAAUUUAGUUCGCAAAUCUUCAGCGUCCUGAAAUAGUACGGCCUGUAGUGAACAAUGUAAAUAGACAUGUAAAUAAAAGAACGGAAAAUGUAAGAAGUUCUAUGACUUCCGAAAAAUAAUUUGAAAUAUAGUUUAAGAUAUAGUUGUAAAUGAACAAAUAUUUCUUUUUCACAAAACGCUAAACAGACUUGCUUGUUCUUAUAAAUUUUCCGGUCCAUGGGCCCUGUCAACAUUUACUGACUAGUAAAAGCGCUGAUCACACAACUUAUUUGAAUCGGCUUUCAAUUUUUAAUAAACACUGAUAGCAUUUAUUGUGAUAUAUUUUCGUAGCAUCAUAUUAAACGUAAAUAACUUUCUCUUGUAAAGCCGUCUUUAGAUAAUAAAUAUUAAAACUGUUGUA
Molecule: messenger RNA, 3229 nt
Organism: Orbicella faveolata
Lineage: Eukaryota; Metazoa; Cnidaria; Anthozoa; Scleractinia; Merulinidae
Source: RefSeq, a predicted model, not a curated record